This is a messenger RNA of Myotis daubentonii (Daubenton's bat), 3079 nucleotides long. It is a transcript of the gene METTL4, whose product is annotated as methyltransferase 4, N6-adenosine. NCBI's taxonomy places the organism in Eukaryota, Metazoa, Chordata, Mammalia, Chiroptera, Vespertilionidae. The record is from RefSeq and is a predicted model, not a curated record. Gene Ontology annotation, cellular component: nucleus; cytosol. Gene Ontology annotation, biological process: methylation. Gene Ontology annotation, molecular function: nucleic acid binding; RNA methyltransferase activity; site-specific DNA-methyltransferase (adenine-specific) activity.
GUCGGGGGCAGAGCGCUCUGAGUCGCCCUGGCAACGCUUUGUCCGUACAGCAACAUGGACGCGCCCGUUGGCUCUUAGAGAUUUCCUCUCCCCCGCGUUGGGCUGAAAGGGGCGUCUUUUAGGACAACUGUUUAGAUGCGUGCUUUUUUCACGAUGCAGAUCUGGGAAGCCGGCAUGCACUUCUGAUGAGGGAAGCAGUGAGGGAGGAGGGAGUGAGCCUGCUGAGUUUGGGCGCAGUCGGUUCCGAAGAUCGCGCCGGUGUGGCCCACGCCUGGGUUCGGGCUCAGAAUUUGCUCGCUAGGAUUUUACCACCUUUUCAGUCUGGCGGUGUCCUGUGAGAGGCAGAAGGAAUCUGGAUGAUUAGGGGGUGAUUGGUGUGAAGCGGAGAAGUAGGAGAGACCGAGAGGUGCAGUGAGCAUAGGCUGCUCUGCUGUUGGUGAUGGUAAACCUGGUAUUGGCCCUCCCUUCACAGUCACUCCCGCUUCCCCGAGUCUGAACUCGGACAAACACCGCCUAUGAUACCUGGGGUGGUGGGGUUGGAAGAAGAGCUCAGAACCAAAGUCGGGGUACCUGGGCCUUGUAGCAGUCGUGCCAUUAACUGCAGUUGUAAUUGGGGGCACGCCAUCCCUUCUGUCUGAGUUUCACUCUUCCUAUCUACAUUUCUAGCUCGCGCUAGAGAUCACAGGACCUCCUCACCACCGCGGUGACUCGGAAGGGAGGACCAGUACCAGAUUUACCGUCACCAAAAGCAUUUGUUUGAGCAGUUGCCUUGUGCCAGGCACUGCACAGCACUUCAUGUCGAUUAUCGCAUUACGUUCUCUAAACUGCCCUCAGAGAUGUCAUAAAAAAAGAAAGAGAAUGUCAGUCGUGCACCAGCUGUCACCAGGAUGGUUACUGGAUCAUCUUUCUUUCAUUAACAAGAUCAACUAUCAAGUUCACCAGCAUCAUGAAUCUUGUUGCAGUGAAAAUGAGCCCACUGCUUCUGUUCACCUUGAUUCUGUGUCCUCCUUUGGAUCCUCAACUAAAUUUAUUGCUUCCGACCCUACCACUAAGCCCAAGAAUGAUGGUGGAGAAAAUUGUGAAAUGUUCAUACAAAAAUAUAUUUUUAGAUCUGAACUGUUUGAUAUCACUAAACCUUAUAUAACUUCAGCUAUUCACAAGGAAUGCCAACAAAAUAAUGAAAAGGAAGAUCUAAUGAAUGGUGUUAAAAAAGAAAUCUCCAUUUCUACUCUUGGGAAGAAGCGUAAAAGGUGUGUUGGUUUCAAUCAAGGUGAAUUGGAUGCUAUGGAAUACCAUGAAAAGAUCAGGGGGCUGAUUUUGGAUGGAUCUUCACAGAUAAUCCAAGAAGGUUUAAAAAGUGGCUUUCUUCAUCCACUUUCUGAAAAACAGGACAAGUGUAAUGAGCCCAUUACUUUAUCAUUUGAUACCUGCAAUUUAUCAGAAUUAUGUGAAAUGGCAAAGCAUUUGCCUUCUCUGAAUGAAAUGGAACUUCUGACAUUACAAUUGAUGGAAAACGAUAUGUCUGUUACAGAGCAGGAUUUAUUUUCACGGAUUGUUGAAAACAACUCUAGAUUUACAAAAAUGAUUACUUUAAUGGGACAGAAAUACCUAGUGCCACCAAAAAGCAGUUUUCUUUUGUCUGACAUUUCUUGUAUGCACCCGCUUCUGAAUUGUAGAAAAACAUAUGAUGUGAUUGUGAUAGAUCCACCAUGGCAGAACAAGUCAGUUAAAAGAAGUAACAGGUAUAGUUAUUUGUCACCAAUGCAAAUAAAACAAAUACCUAUCCCUAAACUGGCUGCUCCAAACUGUCUUGUUAUUACUUGGGUGACUAAUAGACAGAAGCACUUACGUUUUGUAAAAGAAGAACUUUAUCCUUCGUGGUCUGUGGAGAUAAUUGCUGAAUGGCACUGGUUAAAAAUCACCAAUUCAGGAGAGUUUGUGUUCCCAUUAGAUUCUCCACACAAAAAGCCUUAUGAAGGUCUUAUACUGGGGAGAGUUAAAGAAAAAACUGCUUUACCGUUAAGAGGUUUUAAAAGACUAUAUCAAGCCAGAUGGGGACUGUUUGGAAUUGUUUGCUCGAAAUUUACAGCCCGGUUGGACUAGUUGGGGCAAUGAAGUCCUCAAAUUUCAACACGUGGAUUAUUUUAUUCCUCUAGAGUCUAGAAGCUGAUUCUGAUCUUAAAGUUGUGAUUUUCAUCAGUUUUUCCUCAUCUCUCUCCCUUUAUUCUGAUUUUUUUUUUAUUACCAACCAGUAUGCUUAGAAAUGUAAACAGGACAUGGUUGUUCAGCAAAAUGGCCAGAGGUGACUAGCCUUCAUGUGAUUUUGAGAUGAAUUUUACUUCAGUUCCACUAGCAUUGUAUAUUAUUCUAGGCUCAUUACAAAUAAAGAUGUUAAGUGUUUAGAAAGAUGGCAAAACUUUGUUAUGGAAAAAGUCAUGAAGUCUGCACUGUGGACCAGAGGUCGUAUUUCUGCCUAUGGAUGUGUUUUAUUUGGCCCACACAUUGAUAUAAAAAAUGUGAACAUCAUUCUAAAAAAAUCAGGACACUUCCCAUACAAGUCGAGAUUUCUGCUUCUUUUCAAACUUCAGAUGCUCUGGCUAGACUGUGGUAUGUUUUCUUUCCUAUGUCAAUCUGUAGGACUCAGUGGUGGCAGCUCUUUUGGGAGGGGUCAUGUACUCUCCAGUUUACGGCAGUGUACCUCUUGCUCCAUGACACUCACUUAUAUUAUCAAUCUGGCCCCUGUAUGAUCUAAACAUACAGCCUCUGUUAUACUGUAACAUUCUGGGAAAAGCAGUCAGAGACCUGCCAAGUUUAUACUGAGUUUAGGGAACAUUUUUGGAGGAUUUUAAAUUGUGUUCAAGGCUACUUUUCAAGUAUGUGUUAGUUUGCUUAUUUUUCUGGGAAAAAUUUAAAAAAAUUUUCUUAUAAAAAGGUCAGAGGUGGAUCCAAGAUGAUAGCAGAAUAGAUGGAAGCUACACUCACUUCUCCCAGGACCAAACUAGAAUUACAACUAAAAUACAGAACAAUCAACCUGAAUAACCAACUGAAGACUAGCUGAACAGAAGCUUCAUAACCAAAA